GCAAAGCAGAGCACAAUGGUCACUCCCCUUCGGGCCGGGCUACCCCUAAGAAGGUGGGCAUCUCUGACCUAUUUCCACUCCCCAUUUCGCCCAGACGGUCCUUCACCACUGCUGACCCCGAAGGUGUGCCUAGGCCUACAGAUGUGGUGGCCUGUGAAUUUCGUCCACUUAGUUCUGCCCCUGAACUCUUCACCUAAUCGGGAGGAGGUUGCCAAGCGGGAUCUCAUCACACCCUCUUUCCCUUGGACAAUUAGUCUGGGCUACAGGCUUUUGCUGCCCAGGGUUCUUCAGCGCCUAGCUGGGCAGGGCUGGAGGGUACACGCCCAGGCGGGCAUCCUAUGGCGCCCCGGGCUCCCGCAGGCCCCGCCCCUUGCUGCGGAGACUUUAAAGCCGGGUGCUCGUGGGGGCGUGCUUAGAGGCUGGAGACCGUCCCAGAGGGUGCUCUGCCGGAAAUGCACCCACGAUUUCGUUGCGCGUCCUGAGAUUCCGCCCCAGGGCCGGCUCCCGCUGGUUGGCUUUCCUGCCGCCGUUUGUCCCUCGCGAAGCCCCGUUGCCCGCCCGGGAGGCGUGACUAGGGGCUGGAAGCAGGCGGGCCGCGGCGCCGUGGGCCCGGGCUGCCGCUGUCAUGGACGCCUGGGUCCGCUUCAGUGCUCAGAGCCAAGCCCGGGAGCGGCUGUGGCUGCCCAGUACGCCUGUUCCCUUCUCGGCCAUGCUUUGCAGAGACAUGGGGCCAGUCCUGUGUUACAGAAGCAGAUUCGACAGCUGGAAGGUCAUCUGAGUCUUGGAAGAAAGCUGCUCCGCCUGGGUAACUCGGCAGACGCGCUCGAGUCAGCCAAAAGAGCUGUGCACCUCUCCGACGUUGUCCUGAGGUUCUGCAUCACUGUUAGUCAUCUUAACCGAGCCUUAUACUUUGCCUGCGACAAUGUUCUGUGGGCUGGGAAGUCCGGACUCGCUCCCCGCGUGGACCAGGAAAAGUGGGCACAGCGUUCAUUCAGGUACUACCUGUUCUCCCUCAUCAUGAAUCUGAGCCGCGAUGCUUAUGAGAUCCGCCUACUGAUGGAGCAAGAGACCUCAGCUUAUGGCCGGCGAAUGAAGGUUUCUGGAGUCCCAGGAGGAGUUGAGACUGGGGGACCUGGAGGAUCAGGGACUCCAGGGGGGUGCCUGCCACAACUGGCUCUGAAGUUUCGGCUCCGGGUCUUGCUCCUGGCUCGUGUCCUUCGAGAUCACCCCCCUCUUUUGCUGGAUGUGCUCAGAAACGCCUGUGACCUCUUUAUCCCACUGGACAAACUAGGCCUCUGGCGCUGUGGCCCUGGGAUUGUGGGCCUUUGUGGCCUCAUAUCCUCCAUUCUGUCUAUUCUCACCCUAAUCUGCCCCUGGCUACGACUCAAGCCCUGACAUUAUGAUACAAGAUAAGGAGGGAGCUCAAUUGGUGAGAUGGAGUUUUAGAUUGUCCCCGCGUGGCAGCCUCGUCCUAACGUGACUCCUUGAUUGAAGUUAGAUCCAGAUACUCAGGAAUGAGGGGAGAACCUUGCCAAAGACGAGGUCAGGAAGGCGAUGUCGCUGGAAAGACUCCAGCAUGCCUCGAGAGGCGUUUGGGCUUCUCUGUCAUAGCCCGAAUCUCUUUGCUCUCUUCCCUUUUAUCUGCCUUGAGUCUGGUUAAGAAUUUGUCACCAUGCGGCAGAAUUGUCUUUCUUAGUCCGCUAUCUGAACACUUAAACAGAAUUCCUUGUUGGUAGGAGAAGCACACGUUUUGAGUGGUAAAGUGCUAAUUGCAUUCUUUUUCAGAAGCAGCAUGGAGCAUAGUGUUUUUCCUUCACACUCCAUGAUUUUCGAGGCUUCAUUUCAUGUCCCAGCAGACUCUUCCCUCUUAUCUCUGCACUGAAGGCCAUUUGACACUUCUGCCCUGUGUCUGCCUCACCAGCCUCCUUCCUGAUUUGGCACUAACCCUUCUCUCCUCCGUACCUUCCCGUGUCUGCUUACACUUUGAUAUUAGAGCUUCCUUCCUCUCCUGGCUCUGCCCUUUCUUUAACUGUCCAGGUUGAUGCUGUGUCUGGCCUCUCACUGUAAGUACUGUACAAUGAAUCUCUGUAAAUAGCUGUGGUCCAUGCCCACAGUGCAGGCAAGCCUUCCAGGUCAGCACAUUAAAGAUCGGUUUGCUCACUGA
This is a messenger RNA of Alexandromys fortis (reed vole), 2164 nucleotides long. It is a transcript of the gene Pex11b, whose product is annotated as peroxisomal biogenesis factor 11 beta. The coding region runs from base 16 to 1395 and encodes 459 amino acids. Gene Ontology annotation, cellular component: peroxisomal membrane. Gene Ontology annotation, biological process: peroxisome fission. NCBI's taxonomy places the organism in Eukaryota, Metazoa, Chordata, Mammalia, Rodentia, Cricetidae. The record is from RefSeq and is a predicted model, not a curated record. The transcript is spliced from 4 exons.